Molecule: messenger RNA, 2014 nt
Organism: Elgaria multicarinata webbii
Lineage: Eukaryota; Metazoa; Chordata; Lepidosauria; Squamata; Anguidae
Gene: SELPLG
Product: selectin P ligand
Exons: 2
Coding region: 161-1780 (539 amino acids)
Biological process (GO): leukocyte tethering or rolling
Cellular component (GO): plasma membrane
Source: RefSeq, a predicted model, not a curated record
CACCUCUUCUCAUCUGUAUGUGCUCACGCACACAGCCUCUCCUGCAAGAGGAAGCUGCAUCAUGAGUGUUCUCCAAAACCGCCUCAACUCUUCCGAUUUUGCUUUUUCGUCUCAUGCCGCCCAGCUGUAGGUUUCCUGUUUUGUCCAGUACCAGGUAAAAAUGGCUUUGCUCUGGCUGUUGACAGUUCUCUCAAGCGUCUUCCUCGCUGGCAGUUACAAGCUCCCGGCCCGAAAACGCCUUGGUCAAGAUGGUGCCAGUCGGGAGGAUGUGGGGGCCAGUGCUGCAUCUACCACGCAAUGGCUGUGGCUGGACAAUGAAUCCUCUCCGUCCCCUGAAACGCUGGACAGCGCCAAUGUUUCUACGGCAAACCUCGCUGGUGAGGAGGACAUGGAGGCAAACAGGCUCCCUGCCGAAACGGACUCUCCGUCGGCUGCCCCACCAAGGUGGGAGUGGAAGGCGACGGGAGGUGGAGGCCACGAAUCGCCUCAGUUACCCCGCAGGAAGAGGCAGGCUGGUGUAGCUGCUAAAGGGAAAGCCACGCCUGUUUCCAAAGGCAAAACCGCUGGAGCUUCUCAUGCAACAGCAACUUCUGACACCCUCGGGACGACCGCCUCAGGCGUCGCUGCCACAGCAGUUGUCUUCUUAAAUACCACAGGCAUUACGAGCCCAACUCAAGCGCCUCCACUGACCUCCAGUGAAGCAAUGGAUGCCAAAGGCAGACGCCGUCACGUUGACAAAGCCGGCACAACGGUGCCUCGAGUCUCUUCAGAAACGGGGACCGUUCCAUCGACCACUGAAUUUUGGUCAUGGUUGGAUGAUGAAUCCACGGCAUCACCUGAGACUUUUGUGUCCACAGUGACUCUGAUGCCUGGCUUUCACACCACCAGGCCUGGCAUCAGAGCAAAGGGGAAAGAUGUUUUUCCUCUCAGGACAGCCACGGCUGCUUCUACCACAGAAUGGCUGUGGCCGGAUGAUGAAUCCACUCCAUCCUCUGAGACUCUGGCCAGCUCAAAUGUUUCCACAACGACCCCGAGCCAGGGCUUAGGGGCUGCCCCCAGAGCAAGGGGAAAGUCUGGUUUUCCUCAUGCAACGGCCACGGCUGCUUCUACCACAGAAUGGCUGUGGUCGGAUGAUGAAUCCACUCCAUCCUCUGAGACUCUGGCCAGCUCAAAUGUUUCCACAAUGACCCCGAGCCAGGGCUUAGGGGCUGCCCCCAGAGCAAGGGGAAAGUCUGGUUCUCCUCAUGCAACGGCCACGGCUGCUUCCACCACAGAAUGGCCGUGGCUGGAUGAUGAAUCCACUUCAUCGUCUGAGACUGUGGACAGGGCCAAUGUUUCCACAGCGACCCCGAGCCAGGGCCUAGGCCCGCCUAGAUUUGUCCUCAGCGGAAAAGGAAAGACUGCUCUUCCUCCCAAAAGAACCACGGCUGGCACCACUCCUGCCCGGGCGGAUCCUCCCGCAGCAGGGCCCCUCGGUGGCACGGGCCCCUUGGUUGGGAAGUGUCUGCUGGCCAUCUUCCUCUUGGCCCUGGUCGCCGGCAUUUUCAUUGUGAUCACGGGCGUCUUGGCCACCAUGCUCUGGCGCCAGAAGCGGGCCUACAAAAUGAACCAGCAGCACCACACAGAGAUGGUGUGCAUUUCAUCCCUGCUGGCCACGGAAGAGGCGGAGGAGGCCGCCAGGAGGGCGCCCCGAGUUAAAAGGGUGAAGAUGCUGGGGGAGAAUGGGUCGGAGGCCGAGAUGGACAACUUGACUCUGAACAGCUUCUUGCCGGAGCAUUGACUCUGUCUCUGUCUCUCUCUUCCUACACCCCAGGCUUCUCUCCGGUCCGCUCAGAUGGUCUCUUUCUCGAACCUCCAAAAGUGUGUCUAAUUCAAAGCACCUUUGUUUAGCACCUGCUCAGUUCCAAAGUUAUGUUUAAAAUACGUGCGCAUCGUAGAUAAUCGGCAGCGCGGCUGCACAGAGAAAAGUGCGGUUCUGUAACCUGUCUAAAUUAACGCCCGUUGAACAGCUUGA